This is a messenger RNA of Penicillium pulvis, 2862 nucleotides long. Its product is annotated as RNA recognition motif domain-containing protein. Lineage: Eukaryota; Fungi; Ascomycota; Eurotiomycetes; Eurotiales; Aspergillaceae. The record is from RefSeq and is a predicted model, not a curated record. Gene Ontology annotation, molecular function: RNA binding. The coding region runs from base 1 to 2862 and encodes 953 amino acids. The transcript has 2 exons.
AUGAUGAAGCCCUUCCAGAUCAAAGAUCAGCAAGGGUCCCCAUCUUCCAAUCCAGUUGGGCCCUCUGCUAUUCGAGAAGUUCAGAUCUCGGCUUCUGAUUAUGAUGACCUCGCCUCAAAUCAUCCCCGCGCGAGGCUAACUUACCUGGAUGACGAUGAUGGCGAUCAGAUUACUGUUGGGUCUUCUCUCGAACUUGCCCAGCGUCUAGAUGAGCCCCUGGAGAUUAGGUCUCGACAUGCGCCUAUUCAGGUCUCCCAAGAUGAAGCAGAGCCGAUGCACAUAUUUGAUAUCCGUCGGUCAAACUCGGUGACUGAGCUAUGGAAGCGAUUUGAGAAUCAAUCGUCCCCGGAUCCUCAGCUCUCUGAAACGAAGAAUGAUGCACCGGUGAUGGCUGAGCCUACAGCGAAUACUUCUGCUCGCGAGGAACCCACUUUGGAUCACCUCAGCGCCACUACUGCCCCCGGUGAUGACUCUCGACCUUUACUCGCAGCAUUUGAGGCUGAACUGGCCAGUAUUCUUGGCUCAUCAGAUGAGCCUGCGGAGAGAGUACCUCAAAUCGAACCAUCGCCUGCCCAUGAGUCCUUAACAAAUAGCAGCGCCCAAAGAAUGCCUCAGGUUGCCGAGGCUCUUGCGGCACAAAUCCUGCACCACUUGGCUAAUGGAGCCAAUUUGGUUCAAUCUGAACUAAGAACAAGACUGCCAGAUUUGCAGCGUCAAGUUCGUGAUGCCCAGCGGCAUCUGCCGGAAAACAUCGGCGCAUCACUGCAAGCUCUGCUCACUACACUUGAAGUCCACGUGAGAGCUGCAUUCAAUAACAUACCGGAUAACGGAAGACAGUGGGCGGAUAAUGGCAGACAAUGGGCAGAAGAAGCCAUUCAUGCAGGGCGGCCUGUGGCUGAAAACGCCGCUGAGGGCUUUCGAAUGAUGGCUUCUGAGUUCAACGAAGUUGGUCGAACUUUAUUUGCAGCCUUUGAGCAUGAAUUCGGACGAGUCGCACCGCGGGGGAUGAAUGACCCAUCUGAUGGAUCGAAUACUCCCUCUACUUCUGCCGCCAAUGGUGCAAGCAAUAUGCCUUCCACGUCGACUAAUCCUCAGAUCACUGAGCCGCAUCCCGCGGAUGCUAAAUCCGAUGAGAAACCGACUAUGGGAUAUGAUCUCGCAUCAAUGGCAGAACUUGCAUCCAGCAGUCAUGCUACGGCUUCCGAUGCAGGAACUGCUGAUGCAUCUCUGCCUAUCUACCCUCAACCUUCACCUUCAACUUCUUCUCACCAUUACGGUCCUCCUUCUGUAUCACACCCUUCAUACUCUCUACCACGAACUGGGGAAUAUACUCCGACCUAUUAUCCCCCACCCUAUUGUUCUACGUUCGUGCCUUACCAAUUUUCGCAACCUCGCUCUGGUGGCCACCACGCUCAUUCUCCCCCUCCCCCUCCCCCCAAAACCCGGCACUCUGACCUAGGUGCAACUUUUCCUUGGGCGCCGAGGAUGAACGGCAUCCCCCCAAAUCACCGACCUGGGCCUCUACCAGUACCCUCAGUAGAUCUUCCUUUGAGUUCGAUGGGAACUCAAACAGGAGAGUCUGGGAAUAGGACCUUGUUCAUUGGCAAUGUUGGGUUCAACGUGACUGAAAGAACUAUCCAAGAUGUCUUUGCCUCUAAGGGGUUCCUUAUCACAGUUGACCUUCCAUUGGAUGCCGUAUCAGGCAAACAUGCAGGCUUCGGAUAUCUUCAUUUCCCUUCGAUUCACCCUGCCAUGGCCGCCAUGGAUGCCUUGCAGGGUACGCACAUUGAUGGCCACGCGAUCAACCUGGAAUUCAGUGACGCUUUGCCCAUUCAAGGUGUGGAUAAUACUCCCAGUCAGCAAUCCUCUCAACUUAGAUCAGGUUCAAACAUCCCUGUCUCCUCUGAGGUAGAGCAGGAGCAGAGUGUACCAAUUAAGCGCCGAAAAUCUGUCACUUUCCAGGUGUCGAAUCAGUCCACCAAGGAGACUGUUGCACUUCAGUCUCAAAAUGCAGAUAAGACUGCCACCUCGUCGGUAGAGGCAGCAGUGUCGUCUCCACUGAUCGAUUUCUCUACUGACGAGCCUGCCUCUGCUCCACGAGCUCAGCAACCAUCCAUACUGAAGGAACCUCGGCAGCAGGCCAAUUCUCAGGAUGAACACAACAAUUCUUUCAACUUGAAUCCGGAGGUAGAGAUUAGUCGGUUCCCACCUGUUUCCCAAUUGGAAGCUCAACAUUUGGCAACCCAGCGCCAGCGCCUGGCGCCUGGACCUGCUCCCAUGAACCCAACUGCCAAUAAUCAUGAUACCGUUCCUGCAUUCACAGAAGAUCUUCCUCACCGGUCUCAUACCGUUUCCCAUGCUCAUGGUCGAGGCAAUCGUGGACACGCCGGUCCUGGUCUUCGUCGUGCAAGCACUACAACGAUUAACCCGCUGAGGCAGGGCACUUCCAAACCGCGUGUUCUUGAUGAAGCUACCGGUACCUCGGGUCUGCGACGUCGGGCCAGUGAGCGCCAACCGCUUCGCACAACUGCCCGUCCCGUCAGUGAUUUAGACACGUGGGCGCGACUGGACAGAAGGGAACGCGAGCGGUCCCGACCCUCUUCCCAGCACAGUAUUCCCGGGAGCUUCCCUGUUGAAGAGGUCCCCCAAUUCACUCCGUUCGAGGCGAGUGCCAAUGACAAGCAAGAUGCGUGGAUUGAAGACUGUGUCUCUUCUCUUAUCGACAUGGGAUAUGGGAGUGUUGAGGAUGGUGGUCGGGCUCGGAUGGCCAUCUAUGCUGCCGCAUCCAACGGCAAUCUCUUUGAUGCCAUUGAGAUGAUUGAAGAGGAGCGGAAAGCUUAUGCACACCAGGGUCAGGAGUAA